Messenger RNA from Strongylus vulgaris, 222 nucleotides. The record is from the annotation of a GenBank genome assembly. Lineage: Eukaryota; Metazoa; Nematoda; Chromadorea; Rhabditida; Strongylidae.
AUGGACCACAUCGCCGACGUCGAAUGUCAUCAAGGGCAGUGUCAGGUUGCACAGGAUGCCAUGGAUAUUGGACCAAAAAGAGAUGUUAACGACUUGCCAUGGAGAUGUGUCUCAUGCUCUGCUACAACGCGGACAGUCUCCAGCAACGCUAUCUUUACGAUCUUCUUGAAACUGCAAGACACAAAGAUACCGCGUACUUGCCUUGCAGGAGAUGAAGUCUAG